Messenger RNA from Penicillium psychrosexuale, 1131 nucleotides. RefSeq names its product TauD/TfdA dioxygenase family protein. The record is from RefSeq and is a predicted model, not a curated record. The coding region runs from base 1 to 1131 and encodes 376 amino acids. Gene Ontology annotation, molecular function: oxidoreductase activity. NCBI's taxonomy places the organism in Eukaryota, Fungi, Ascomycota, Eurotiomycetes, Eurotiales, Aspergillaceae. The transcript has 2 exons.
AUGGUUACCAUGACUCUUUCUUGCAAGCCUGUCACCAAGCCCGAUGAUUCUCGGGUAGACUUUGGGGCUGAACUCACCGGCUUCGACGUUGAAACAAUGACAGAUGACGACUUUGACUUUCUCCGUCGGACAUUGUAUGAGAAUCAAGUCGUCGUGAUCAAAAGCCAAGGCAAACUUUCCCCACGUGCCCAGUACGAACUCACUCGACGCUUCGAUCCUUCCGCCGGUGUUUACAGUCAUGGAAAAUCAAUCGACAAGCGGAGCGUCCUCCAUGCUGACCUGACAACCAUCCCUCAUCAACCGCAAGUCCAAGUUAUCGGCAGCGGCUUGGUCGAAGAGUAUGAGGGACUCUCAAACAUCCGCCUCAAACACCCACACCACAAGACAUUCCACAAGAACCCCAUCUCGCCUGAAGAAGAUCACGACUAUACACACUUCUACCGCUGGCACAUCGACUCGGCCAUGUACAAUCUUGAUCCGCCUUUGGUUACCACGUUGCUGGCUGUCAAAGUCCCCAAGGGCCGCCGCCAGAUCUGCCGCUAUGACGAUGGCACCGACACCACACUUGACGUUCCCCUUGGAACAACCGCGUUUUUCAGUGGAUACCGCCUUUACGAUAUGCUCUCAGAGGAAGAUAAACAUUUCGUCCGCACCAGCAAGGCUGAGUACGCACCUCAUCCAUACAUCUGGAUGAGCAAGGCCAAGUCACGCUCCAAUGGUUUGGGGAUUAUAUCAGAAGGGCUGGAGCUUGCCGAAGACCAGUUGCCUCCUUUUGAGGCUUCUAAGAUCAGGGUGUACCCCAUGGCUUGGAAGAACCCUGUUACUGGCAAGAUCGCAAUGAUGGUUUACCCAACAUGUGUGCGGAAAAUCCAUCUCGAGAACGGGCAGGUGCUGGAUAAUCUGACGGAGAUUCGAGAACGGCUGUACAAGAUGCAAAGACAGGCCAUUGAUCCUUGCUACUUGUAUACCCAUGACUGGGAGGAGGGCGAUCUAGUGCUUUUCAACAAUCAUGGUGUGAUGCAUUCGAUUGUUGGUUCUUUUGAGGAGGAUGAGGUGCGCGUGUUCAGACAAUGUAAUAUGGCAGCUAGUCGACCUCCUUUGGCACCGGAAGAUAGCGUCGUUGAUGUUUAG